AUGUUAAGCCAGGAAGAAGCGGAGGCUCAGAUCUCAGAACUGGACCUUCUCUCCAGCAUGUUCCCCAGUGAAGAGGAGUUUGCGGUCACCGAUCAGUUGGCAUUGGCGGAGCUGAGAGAAUUUGCAGAAAAGCAGACAGCAGUCACUCCAACCUUUACAAUUCAGUUCACAUUGACUGUGAAACUCGGUGAUAGCAAUGCAGACAACAUCCAGGUAAUGUGGGUUCUGUUAUCCAGGUCUAAACUGAGAACUGUCCUAUUUUUGUUUAUUUAUAGAUCGCCAUCCCUGGUGCGGUCACAGCAGACUCAGCUUCAUUCAGAUCUGAACACUUAUCUUAAAACCAAUUGCAAUGGAGAUGUGUGUAUUUUAAGUGCUGUGGAAUGGGUUAAAGACAAUGCUUCUACCUACCUGAAUAUCGUGUUCCCCACUGAUCAUCAGAAAGGAAUGGCAAUGACUCCUGAAGAUAGCGUUUUCACUAGGUUAUGGAUCUACAGUCAUCACAUAUACAACAAACAGAAGAGAAAAUAUAUCAUGGAAUGGUCAGAGGAGUUGGGGCUCUCAGGGUUUAGUAUGCCAGGGAAACCCGGCAUUGUGUGCGUGGAGGGAGCACAGGAGUCUUGUGAAGAGUUUUGGUCCAGAAUAAGAAAACUGACAUGGAAGCGGAUAUUAAUCCGACACAGAGAAGAUGUUCCUUUGUCUUGUCCCCCCUCAGAUGUGUACAUAAACAUUCAGAAGCUCCGGAAAUUCCCUCCUCUUAAGGAAAUGGCAUUUGAUGCGCAUGGAGCCCGAGGGAAUCACAUGGAUCUGGGUCAGCUCUAUCAUUUUCUCCAGGAAAGGGGGUGCUCGGAUGUCUUCCCCAUGUACUUUGGGAUUGAGGGACGAUAA
This is a messenger RNA of Staurois parvus, 885 nucleotides long. The record is from the annotation of a GenBank genome assembly. Lineage: Eukaryota; Metazoa; Chordata; Amphibia; Anura; Ranidae.